AAGAAAAAUAUUGGCAACAAUAACAACAACAACAAAGGCCUAGUUGCUAAGUCUGCCUCCUGACUUCCUCUUUACUCAGGAAAGAGAAAGUAGUCACUGAUUUUUUUGUCCAGAGUUUUCGUUUUUUCUAUUACUACUACUCUCUGAAGAUCUUAGCUGUUAUCUCUUUUGGUCUCUAAUGCCCAUAAUCCCUUGUCCCUAUCCCCAUAUCAUAUAUAUCAUUUCAUAUACCUAGAAAGCUCCUUUCUUUUUAUUAUGACCCAUUUUUAGUAAACUUCUUCAAAGCGCAAAUAAGAAAAGGAAAAAAAAAAAGAAAAGAAAAAAUUGAUCACUAGUUGAAAGAAAAAGAAGAGAAAAGAAAUGAAGAUCCGCUGUGAUGUUUGUGACAGAGAAGAGGCUUCUGUGUUCUGCUCUGCCGAUGAAGCUGCUCUCUGUGAUGGCUGUGAUCGACGUGUCCACCAUGCCAACAAGCUCGCCAGCAAACACCCGAGAUUUUCCCUUCUCCAACCUACUUUCAAGGAAUCCCCUCUCUGUGAUAUCUGUCAGGAAAGAAGAUCAUUUCUAUUCUGUCAAGAGGACAGAGCAAUCCUUUGCAGAGAAUGUGACAUUUCAAUCCACAGAGCCAAUGAACACACACAGAAACACAACAGGUUUCUUCUCACAGGAGUGAAGCUCUCAGCUUCUUCAAGUUUGUAUAAUAAUCAAACCUCAUCCACUUCUACUACCAGCACUGAUUUAAGAAUUCAACCAUCAUCAACAGCAACAACAAAGAGAUCAAGAACCGUUUCUAAUGAGAUUUCGGGUUCGGCUUCAGUCGAGAUCAAUCCAGUGCCAUCAAAUACUGACAAUGCUUCAUAUUCAACCAGCAGUAUAUCUGAGUAUUUGAUGGAAACACUGCCUGGAUGGCAUGUGGAAGACUUCCUUGAUCCUUCAUUUGCCUCCAAUGGUUUCUGUAAGACUAACAGCCAUUCUGUGUCGUUUGUGGACGAUGAUUUUGAAAGCAAUAAAAGCUCUCUUUCAUCAGAAGAAUUGGUCAAUUGGGUGCCUCAAUUGUCACCACCGCAAAUCACAACUAUGAAUCAUCACAAUAAUGGAGUUCUUAGUGCAGCGAAGUACAACGCAGGAAAGACUGAUCAUGAUAUGAUGUUUAACCAAACAUGGGAUGAUAUCUUUUGCAAAGUUCCUCAAAUCAGCCCUCCAUCUUUCAAGAGACAUAAGGCGCUUUCAUUGGGAAUAAUAAUGUUUGAAAAUUUUCUUUAAUCUGUUAAAUGAGCAACCUCUUUUUUUUUUCCCCCUCUCUUCUUUUUGUUUUACAUCGAUUCUGUCGUUUC
Molecule: messenger RNA, 1331 nt
Organism: Morus notabilis
Lineage: Eukaryota; Viridiplantae; Streptophyta; Magnoliopsida; Rosales; Moraceae
Product: B-box zinc finger protein 20
Exons: 3
Coding region: 361-1260 (299 amino acids)
Biological process (GO): photomorphogenesis; regulation of DNA-templated transcription
Cellular component (GO): nucleus
Molecular function (GO): zinc ion binding
Source: RefSeq, a predicted model, not a curated record